ACACUAUUGUUUCCUCAGCUAUUGUUCUCGCCUCCAUGGACAUCUACUUCCUUCCUGUACACUCCUACCACUCUGCUCUCCCUCUGCAAUAACCUCCACAGCGCUCCACGUCCACACCUUCUUCUCUUCAGAUCGAACCCCGCACAGCAGUCAGUCGGUGCAGGCGGCUGGCCACCUCACCUGUACAGCGCAUACCUUUUAUAUUUUCCCAGUUCUCUCCAAAAGUCAUUUCUCUCCAUCUUCAGCAAAAUGCGCGAUCUCCGUCGACAGGCUCUGGAGAGCGGCAAGACCGUUAGCCGCAAGGCUCGUUCCAGGAACAUCUCCGCCGUCUCCUCCAAGGUCAACUCGGCGGUCAAUAGCGCUGCCAACUCAAGGGCAACCUCCCGUAACCCCAGCAGGCAUGGGUCCGACGAGGAGGACAACGACCUCUCUGAUGGUACUGCCUGGAGCUCUAAUUCCAUCGAAGAUAUCCUCAACGGUGAAGAUGUCGACCUCCCACCUGACGCAUGGAAGUCAGAGCUCCACACUCGCAUCGAGCAGAUCGUGGACCGCAAGCGCAGCAGCACCGAGGGCCGCGCCGACAGCCUGAAUGCCUUCGCGCACAUUCUUAUGGCACGAUACGCUAAGGACGACGUUGAGAACAAUAUCGAUGAGCUUCUGCCUUCGAUGAUCAGGAGCAUCAAGGCUGAGACCAGCGAGCGAGAGACCGUGGCUGCUCUGAGAGCCCUCGCUGUCACCGUCAUUACCAUCGACGACGGACAGAUCUACGACUCGGUUGUCGAGCAGCUCAAGCGCACCGUCUCCGAUUCCGAGUCCAUUCAGGCCAAGAUUGGCGCUAUCCACACCCUGGGCACCGCGACCUUCUUCGGUGGAGCUGCGACUGAGGAGACUGAGGACAUCAUGGCUUUUCUCUUGGAGAUUGUCGAGACAGACGGUCGGUCGGUCAACGCUCACGACGAUGCUGGCGUUGUGGUGGCUGCGCUCGAGGAAUGGGGCCUGCUCGCCACCGAGCUCGACGAUCUCGAGGUGGCAACCGAGACAGCAAUCGAGGCAUUCAUCGACCAACUUCAGAGCUCGGACUCGGGCGUUCAGGUCGCAGCUGGAGAAAAUAUCGCCUUGCUGUACGAGAAGUCCUACACUCCUCAGGAAGAAGACGAAGAGGCUUCGAACGAUGAGGAAGAUUCCGAGGACGAGGAGACCGACAAGACAGGUCCGAAGAUGAUCAAACGCUACACCGUCUACCGCCGUACAGAUCAGCUCAUGGACACCCUCGAUGAGCUUGCCAGCGUCUCCACCCGCAAGAUCUCGAAGAAGGAUCGCAAGACUCUUCAUUCUAGCUUCGCGGACAUCCGCAACUCGGUCGAGAAGCCCACCCGUGGCCCCAAGUACAGCACCGCGCUGAACGAAGAGACCGGCCGUAGCUACGGAGCUGGCCGUAUGAAGGUGCGCAUCAACCGCAACGUCGAGGUCCGCAUCGACAAGUGGUGGAAGUUGCAGCGCCUCAACGCUCUUCGACGAAUCUUGCAGGGCGGCUUCCCCACCCAGUACGACGAGAACGAAGCCGUCAGCCGCAUCCUGCCCUUCACCAUGGCAAAGAACUAGGACGGAUCCAGCUGCCUUGACAGAGCACUUCCGACAUAGCGAGCGUGAAGCGUCUCGCGAAUCCUUCCGAUGCUCGGCAUUCCUGUGCCCUAUUUCUUUUGUUCUCACUUUUCACUUGUUACAUUUCGGAACUCUUAUCAGGCUGGUCGGACACGACCGUCGGCAUUUCAUUGCAAUCAACGAACGGGUCACGACAAAAACGGUGUUGGAUGGGCUCUCGUGAAAUGGUCUCUUUUUUUGCAUCGGCAUCGGUUAGGAUUAGGCAUACCCCCUCUUGCAUUGUUGUGUUUAGCCAAUUUUGGCUAGCAUGGGCAUAUAUCUCUGUUCGGCAUGAUCAUGAGCAUGAGCUCAAGCAUACAUGAGCUCACUAUAGGCGGUCUUUUUUGAGGUUCAGGCAAGCAUCGGAUGUGCAGAAUCAAUGAGAAAGACUUUAUUUGAAAUUUUCAGUGCAUCUUUGCGCGACAAGCUCUGUUCUGUGGUGGAGUCG
This is a messenger RNA of Mytilinidion resinicola, 2089 nucleotides long. Its product is annotated as IFRD domain-containing protein. The transcript is spliced from 3 exons. The coding region runs from base 250 to 1602 and encodes 450 amino acids. Lineage: Eukaryota; Fungi; Ascomycota; Dothideomycetes; Mytilinidiales; Mytilinidiaceae. The record is from RefSeq and is a predicted model, not a curated record.